This is a messenger RNA of Aspergillus steynii IBT 23096, 1680 nucleotides long. Its product is annotated as acyl-CoA carboxylase subunit beta. NCBI's taxonomy places the organism in Eukaryota, Fungi, Ascomycota, Eurotiomycetes, Eurotiales, Aspergillaceae. The record is from RefSeq and is a predicted model, not a curated record. The transcript has 3 exons. The coding region runs from base 1 to 1680 and encodes 559 amino acids. Gene Ontology annotation, molecular function: propionyl-CoA carboxylase activity.
AUGCCGGUCGACAAGUCGUCCUCGGCGAAGAAACGAUUGAACCAGGUGAAUUCGCACCUGACACCCCCAAAGCUGCCCGCGGACUAUUCCGACGUGCUGGGCCAGAUCCACACUCUCCGCACGAUAGCAGCUACCCCGGACCCCACUCGAAGGGGGUAUGUCCGUCAAAAACAAGCCGGUAAACUCUGGGUUCGCGAACGUCUAGAUGCACUUCUCGACCGCGACAGCUUCCAGGAAAUCGGUUCGGUGUCCGGCACGGUGCUAUGGGAGAAGACGGGGCCGAUGCGCGAGAAGCCCGCGUCGUUCACCCCCAGCAACAAUGUCCAGGGCAUAGGAAAACUGCGUGGUCGCCGGGUUCUGCUGACCGCCGAUGACUUUUCUCUUCGCAGUGGGCAUGCAGAUGGCGCGACCGCGGGCAAGACCAUUUAUCUGGAGAAACUCUCCCUGGCCCUGAAGUUGCCCGUCGUCAAGCUGGUGGACGGUAGCUCCGGUGGUGGCAGCGUGACGACGAUUCGUACGGCAGGCUGGAGUUAUUUGCCGUACGUGAGCAUGUAUAAGUACGUCGUGGAUCAGUUAAACCAGGGGAUCCCCAAUCUGGGUGCAGUGGUUGGACCAGCCAUUGGCCUCGGCGCCGCACGCGUUGUAUCGUGCCAUUUUUCGGUCAUGGCCGCCGACGUCGGGGCGCUUUUCAAUGCUGGACCGGAAGUGGUGAAGGAAGCAACGUUCGAGGAAGGCCUGGAUUUCCAAACCCUGGGCGGUCCCUCGAUUCAUUGCACGAAUGGCACCAUCGACAACCUUGCCGCUAACGAAGCCGAGUGCUACGAACAGAUUCGCACGGUGCUCAGAUUUCUGCCCAACAGCGGCCGAGAAGCACCCCCGGUGAUUGCUAGCGACGACCCGGAAGAUCGCGAAGACGAGGCGCUUCGGCGCAUUGUCCCCCGUCGAGCCACCAGGAUGUACAACCCGCGCGUGAUCAUCACGAGCGUGGUGGAUAAGGACUCUUGGUUUGAAAUCGGUCCGCUCUGGGGUCGGACUGCUAUCGGGGGACUGGCCAGGCUGGCAGGACGAUCGAUCGGGGUGAUCUCUCUAAAUUGCGAGGUCAACGGGGGAGCAUUAGAUGCUGCCGGGAGUCAGAAACUGACGCGGCUGUUGAAAUUGUGCGAUGUGAUGAACUUGCCGAUUCUACAGUUUAUUGACGUCCCUGGGUAUGCCAUAGGCACUGCAGCCGAACGCGCCGCAACGAUGCGCUGGGGAGUUGAACUGGGCAAGGCGUACUUUAGCACUACCACGCCCCUGUUCAACGUGAUCACUCGACGGGCGUACGGCGUGGCAGGAGGACUCAUGUUAGGCGCGCGCGAUCCGGUUAUGCAAGUGGCCUGGCCAUCCGGACAGUGGGGAUCUCUGCCACUGGAAGGAGGCAUCGAAGUCGCGCACCGACAUGAGCUGCGAGAAGCAGAAAAGACAUGUCAGAAGGCAGCGCGGUAUGGGGAGCUGGAGGAGGAAUAUCGACGGCUCAUGAAUCCCGUGCGCACGGCCAACGCGUUCGGAGUGGAAGAGAUCAUUGACCCGAAGGACACUCGGCGAGUGUGCUGCUCGUGGGCUCGCCAAGUAUAUCAAAGUAUGAUUCCGGAGAGACUGGAGAAUCGGGCUGCAGGGAAGAUCCAUCCGAUCUUCGCCUGA